AUGCCAGCCGGCAGCACCUUGGCUUGCCCCACAGGCCCUAAUGGGUUCCCUUCAGGACUUGGUGGGAGCCCUGCUUGCUCGGAGGGCCCCAGAGGGAGGGGGGCCCCACUGCGUGUCCUUGAGUUUUUCAGCGGCAUAGGAGGCCUGCGUGUGGGUCUUUCUGAGGCACUGGAGAAUCUGCGGCGGGAAUGGGUUUGCGAGAUAGCUACCGAAGUUGUGGGGGCGUAUGACAUCAGUGCAACAGCCAACGCGGUGUAUAAGCACAACUUCAGAACUUCGCCGAUUUGCGUAUCUAUAGAACAUCUGUCCCUGCAGCAGGUAGACGGGCAGGCAGACAUAUGGCUGCUGUCCCCUCCAUGCCAGCCGUACACACGGGGAGGCAAGAAACUAGACAGCAGAGACGGCAGGGCCACAGGCUUCUUGCACUUGCUGCAGCUGCUUAGCAAAUGCUGCUCUCCUCCUCAGUUCAUAUUCUUAGAAAAUGUCAGGGGCUUUGAGAGCUCAGACACCUGGACACGAAUGCAACAGGUGCUUUGCGGCCAACUUUACCGAGUUGAACACUUCCUUCUGUCCCCCACACAAAUAGGCAUUCCAAAUACAAGAGUCAGAUACUACUGUCUGGCCUGUAGAGACGCAACCGAGCCCCGGCAGAAAAGCCUGCAAUCCCUGCUUUCAGAGCAGCAACAGCAGCGAGGUCCGCAACAGCAGGGUGUGUUUGUAGGCGCGUGGCAGCAGCGAGAACGGCAGCAGGAACAGCAGCCGCAAUUUGUCAACCAAGGCCAGUUGGACGUGUCUUCAAGUAUCAGUGUGGAGGCUUGUCAGUUGCAGCUAAUGCCCCCCGCUGUAUCUUCAGGGGCCCUUGGAGCCCCCACAUUACAUGAAACCUUUCACCUACGUUGCAUAGGGGACUUCUUGGAGGCAAACAUUUCGCCGGAGGAGCAGCAGGCUCUGCACAUCCCUGCCGCUCGUCUCUGCCGUUUUAUAGACAUGCAUACGCAGGACACGGAGACAGGGAAGAGUAAGCGCAAAGAGACAGAGACGAAGGAGGCAACAGCGGGGGAGUGGCCCAGAGGUGCAGAUCAGAGAGAGGGAGAGUAUAGCGAUACAGAAACCGGCGAUGGGGGGAACGAUGCAGAAGGGGAUAUCGAGGCGGUUAAUGUGUAUAAGAUAAGCACAAACCCGCCGUCUCAGAGCAGCAACGGUUUCAGGCUUGAAAUAGUCAGCCCGAGCCACACUGCAUGCGGUACAUUCACCAAGGGGUACGGACGCAACCUCCACUCCGGAGGGCCCCUCCUCCUCGUUCCGCCAACAAGCCCUACAGCAAUAUCCGCUGUAGCAGCAGCAACAACAGCGGGAAGAGCUCAAGCAGCAGCGGCUAGAGCAGCCUCACCUGAAUCACCAACUGCUGUAACGGCUGCAGCGACUGCUGCAGCAACAGCAGCUGCAGUGCUUUCUCCGGAGACUUUAGAACGGAGCCGUUUCCGUCGUUUGCGUGCAGGGGAAACUAUCCGUUUCUUUUCAUCUCGGGAAUUGCUUCGGCUGCAUGGAUUCCCCGAGUCUUUUGCUUUUCCCCCCUCUUUGUCUUUUCGCAAGCGGGCAGCCCUCGUGGGCAACUCCGUAAAUGUCAAAGUAGUGGCACUGCUGCUGCAGCACCUGCUGCAGCAACAUUUCCAGCAUAUGCAGCCCAGCACAAACUGA
Messenger RNA from Eimeria acervulina, 1698 nucleotides. Its product is annotated as DNA methyltransferase 2, putative. Bases 1 to 1698 code for a protein of 565 amino acids. The record is from RefSeq and is a predicted model, not a curated record. Gene Ontology annotation, molecular function: methyltransferase activity. NCBI's taxonomy places the organism in Eukaryota, Apicomplexa, Conoidasida, Eucoccidiorida, Eimeriidae. The transcript has a single exon.